UGACUGCAGGAAGAUUUUGGGAGGGGCUUGAGAAGUAUUCCGCUGGAUACUUGGAGUUUCCAGUCGUGCGCCCAAGCAAACCUUUACUCGACUAACAUUAACUCACUCAUCUCUCAUCUUUGCUAAGCGUUUGUUUGAGCAAUGGUGCAAAUUGAUUAACUUGCAUUAGACUAUUCAUUCCACGGUAGUGGUGUGGUCUCUGCAAAUGGAACCACAGGAAUGGAUUUUUAACCGUAGCCUACCUUAACUUUCCCCGACCGGCGUGUUUAUCAAAGAGUAUUCCACGAGAAAUAUGAUUUGGUUCUGGUGUCUCGUGCUGCUUCUUCAUCAAAUAUUCACCUCACCUACACACAUGGCGGUGGUAUCUCCCCAGGACCCGGUCCUGUUGGUGGGAUCUAGUCUGACAGCCACCUGCACCCUGAGCCCCGGGCUGGAGCUCCACGCUAGCUUUCUGUACUGGACCCUCAAUGGGAACCGCCUCCCCAGCAGUGUCUACCAUGUCCUCGGGCCCGGGGCUCUGUCCGUGACUCUGCACAACCUCAACGGCUCCCAGCAGCAGUCCGGGGACAACCUGGUGUGCCACGGACGCAAGGGGGAAGUUCUGGGCGGAUCCUGUCUGUAUGUAGGCACGCCACCUCAGAGACCUGUGAACCUUUCCUGCUGGUCCCACAACACCAAGGACAUGACCUGCAGCUGGAGUCCUGGGGGACCUGGAGAGGGCUUCAUCAGGACUAGAUACACACUCAAGUAUAAGCUGAGGUGGUUCGGUCAGGAGACAGUGUGCACAGACUACAAUAGAGGCAUAAAUACCUGCUACAUCCCCAGUGGCCUGGCCAUCUUCACCCCUUACGAGAUCUGGGUGGAGGCCACCAAUCAGCUUGGCUCUGCCUCCUCACGUGUGGUGACUCUGGACAUCUUAGAUGUGGUGACCACGGACCCUCCGCCUGACGUGCAGGUGAACCGUGUGGGGGAUCUGGCGGACCAGCUGACAGUGCGCUGGAGGACCCCCUCGGCCCUCAGAGACUUUCUUUUCCGGGCCAAGUACCAGAUCCGCUACAGGCUGGAGGACAGUGCAAACUGGAAGGUGGUUGAGAAUGUGGGAAACCAGACGUUCUGCCGACUAGCAGGCCUCAGACCUGGAACUGUGUAUUUUGUCCAGGUUAGGUGCAAUCCGGUCGGGAUCUACGGCUCCAGGAAACCAGGAAUCUGGAGUGAUUGGAGCCCACCGAUGGCUGCCUCGACCCCUCAGAGUGAGCGUCUGACCGGGUCGUGCGAUGCAAAGUCGGGGGCGCAGACAGCGGCGCUAAGGCGGGAGCUGAAGCAGUUCCUAGGCUGGGUGCGCAAACACGCAGCAGGAUGUGGAAGCGUCAGCAUCAAACUCUACGACCAGUGGCGCGCCUGGCUACAGAAGUCCCAAAAAACACGCAACCAGAUUCUGAUUAUUCACCAGAGGAAAAAUUACCCUUAAUACAGACACACAUUGUGUGAUUUAAAAUGUCUUCUACUGAAUCAAAACCCAAAUACUUUUCCCCACACGAACAAGCUUUCAGGUAUAUUGUCAGCACACCCAGACUAUGAUGGACGCUUCCUGGAACAGUAUUACAAUGUUUGCAUCUUUGCUCUCUCCUUAUUCCAGAUUCUGCAAGGUGAUAAAUCAUAGUGCAGCACACACACACUCUCUCACACACACACACAGAUGAAGGACUCACAGGGUAUCAAAGAUGUAGGAAGAGACUCGGAUGCAGAAGAGUGUGAAAUAGUGAAAUGUGCUCAGAUGGCACUCUCUCACCAGACUGUGUGGAGGUUCAAAACAAGAGGGGAGCAGAGGACCACACAUUUGCACAGCUAGCCUCCUACACUCAAGCAGUGGCUCACACUUCUGUACUGUGCAAUGGCAAGAUUUUAAAAACCUGGACAAUAGAAAUGAAGUCCCAUUACUUUUGUGAGAUUUGUGAGAGGGGGCAUACUGGUUGUCACGUGCUUCCCUUUGUACAACCGUGGUUUAAUCGUUCUAAAAUGCAAAGAUUUGCAAUUGUAUAACAUGAUGUUACAUGAUGUUAUAACAAAUGUUAAAAGCAUCUCUGUACAAACAUACGGCUCCAAUCAUCAAUGUAAGUGCUUGUUUCUUGUGAACUGCAAUACCAACAAAAACCGCCAUGUUGAUUUUAUGCUGCUAUGAUGUCCCUGUUGUUACAUUGUAACUAGUCAUCAAAAUUCUGCUCUCAUAAGAAUUUAGUACAUUGGUAUAUAUUGCUUGUUAAUUGGUAGCAGACCAUCUUUAACUAUAGCAAAUACACAAUUCUACCUAUAUUUUACUCUUUGCUUAUUUUAACAGCUCAUUUGAAAUGUAUGUAUAUAAAGAGGACAUGGACCAAAAUAUAUUUAAGCCAUAAUAUGUACCUUUUUCUUUGAAAUACAUUCAAAGUAUGAUUUAAAUGUGGAAAUGAGGGGAAAACUGAAUUGUUUUUCUUAUUAAUGUAACAAAGUUCAUGUAACAAAUCAUUUGCUAGCAAUAUUACUAAUGGGACAAGUUGAUCUGCAACUCAACAUGCAUUUUGUCUCAAAUGGUGAUAUCCUCAAUUUAUAACAAUUUUUUUGUAACAAGAUGGUGAAUUAGGUUAUGUGAAAUAAUGUGACAUGAAUCAUGGCAGCACUCUAUGUUCUGGCUUUGGCAAGUGAGGAUGAUGAGGACGGUUUUAUCAGGUAAUGGUUCCACAUAUGGUGUAUAAACAACGAGUAGGCAGGCAAAAAAAAAAAACACUCAAUGAGCAGCCAAGGUGUCACUAUUUUACUGCAGGCACAUGGCAACUUCCAUUUUCUGAGGUUAAUUUUUCACGUUUGUGGAGCCUAAAUGUCUUACAAAAAUGUGUUUGUAAAAUAAAAUAUGUACUUAUAUACAUCAA
Clupea harengus (Atlantic herring) is the source of this 2903-nucleotide messenger RNA. It is a transcript of the gene crlf1b, whose product is annotated as cytokine receptor like factor 1b. NCBI's taxonomy places the organism in Eukaryota, Metazoa, Chordata, Actinopteri, Clupeiformes, Clupeidae. Gene Ontology annotation, molecular function: cytokine receptor activity; protein binding. The record is from RefSeq and is a predicted model, not a curated record. Gene Ontology annotation, biological process: cytokine-mediated signaling pathway. Gene Ontology annotation, cellular component: external side of plasma membrane.